This is a messenger RNA of Neomonachus schauinslandi (Hawaiian monk seal), 1984 nucleotides long. It is a transcript of the gene TNFRSF11A, whose product is annotated as TNF receptor superfamily member 11a. Gene Ontology annotation, cellular component: external side of plasma membrane. Gene Ontology annotation, molecular function: tumor necrosis factor receptor activity; cytokine binding. The transcript has 10 exons. The record is from RefSeq and is a predicted model, not a curated record. NCBI's taxonomy places the organism in Eukaryota, Metazoa, Chordata, Mammalia, Carnivora, Phocidae. The coding region runs from base 1 to 1959 and encodes 652 amino acids. Gene Ontology annotation, biological process: mammary gland alveolus development; positive regulation of bone resorption; response to interleukin-1.
AUGGCAUUCAAAGGAUGUACCUGGCAAGGCAUCCAGGUGGAAGGAGAUUGGCAUACAGGAGCUCCAGUGCAUAAAGGAGAUCUAGUGCAGGCUAACUGGAAACCAAGCCCUAGCAGGCAGGACUCGGGGACUUGGAAGCUGGGAGGCAGGCAGGUAACUUUUCAGAUCACCCCUCCAUGUACCCGUGAGAGGCAUUAUGAGCAUUUCGGACGAUGCUGUAAUAAAUGUGAACCAGGAAAGUACAUGUCUUCUAAAUGCACUACUACCUCGGAAAGUGUAUGCUUGCCCUGUGGCCCAGAUGAAUACUUAGACACCUGGAAUGAAGAAGAUAAGUGCUUGCUGCAUAAAGUUUGUGACACAGGCAAGGCCCUGGUGGCCGUGGAGCCCGGCAACCGGACGGCCCCGCGGCGUUGCGCAUGCACGGCCGGCUACCACUGGAGCGCCGACUGUGACUGUUGCCGCCGCAACGCGGAGUGCGCCCCGGGCUUCGGCGCCCAGGACCCGGUGCAGCUCAACAAGGACACUAUUUGCAAGCCCUGCCUAGUGGGCUACUUCUCUGAUGCCUUUUCUUCCACCGAGAAAUGCAAACCCUGGACCAACUGUAGCAUUCUUGGAGAGGCAGAAGUACGUCAUGGGACGGAUAAAUCCGAUGUGGUUUGUAGUUCUUCUCUGUCAUCGGCAAAGCCUCCAAGAGAACCCCCGAUUUACUUGCCCAGUUUAAUUAUUCUGCUUCUCUUCAUAUCCGUGGCAUUGGUUGCUGCUGUCAUCUUUGGUGUUUAUUAUAGGAAAAAAGGGAAGGUGCUAACAGCUAAUUUGUGGCACUGGGUCAAUGAGGCUUGCGGCCGCUUAAGUGGAAAUAAGGAGUCCUUGGGCAACAAUUUCAGCAACACUCACGUGGAAGCCUCUAGUCAGCGUGAAAUUUGUGAAGGUGUCCUACUGCUGACUCUGGAAGAGAAGAUGUUCUCUGAAGAUAUGUGCUGUCCAGACAGUGGCGGUGUCUGUGAGGGUGCGUGUGCGGGCAGCGGGCCCCGGGCCAGGGUGCUCCCCUUGGUCAGCGAGCUCGAGGGGGACCCCUUCCGGCACAUUCCCAUGGAAGACGAGUAUGUGGACAGGCCCUCCCAGACCCCAGACUCUUCGCUGUUCCUCACUCAGCCUGGGAGCAAGUCCACACCCCCUUUCCCUGAGCCCCUGGAGGUGGGGGAGAAUGACAGUUUGAGCCAGUGCUUCACUGGGACAGAGAGCCUGGCCGAUUCUGAAAGCUGCCACUUCGCCAAGCCCCCGUGCAGGACUGAUUGGAUUCCCACGGCCUCCGAAAAGGACUUGCAAAAAGAAGUGGAGGGUGGCCAUUGCCCCCACUGGGGGGCAGCCCGCGGCAGCUCGGCAGAGGGCUGUGCAAACUGUGGGAACCCGCCUGGGGAGGCCCGGGAACCCCGCAUGGCUUUGCCGCAAAGCGGACCCUUGCCCCAGUGUGCCUAUGGCAUGAGCCUUGCGCCCGAAGAUGCCGCCGCCGGGCCUGGCCAGCCCGCCAACGGGGCUGACCGUAGGCUCCCCGGCUCCGUGCAGGGGGGCCCUGGGUCUGGAAGCGCCUCCAGCGACCAGCCACCUGCGUCUGGAAAUGUGACUGGAAACAGUAACUCCACGUUUAUUUCCAGCGGGCAGGUGAUGAACUUCAAGGGCGACAUCAUCGUGGUCUACGUCAGCCAGAACUCCCAGGAGGGCCCGGCAGGGCCCGGCAGCGGCGCGGGGGAGCCGGUGGGCCGCCCGGUGCAGGAGGAGAGCCCGCCGCGCUGCGACUCGUUCGCCGGCCUCGCGCCGCGCUUCCGGGACCCGUGCGCCGGCCUGGACGCGCGCGCGGGCGGGGGGCUGCAGGAGCGCGGCGCCCCCGGGCCCGACAAGGCGUCGCGGCCGGUGCAGGAGCAGGGGGAGGCCGAGGCCGGCGCGACAGGGGCACGGCGCUGAGCGGCCGGGGACCCGCAGCGGCUCU